UCUAAAUGCAACCAGCAAGCUCUUUAAACGACCAUUACAAAAAAUGAUUUUCUGCUCUGCAUUAUGUGCUGCCAACGCAAAAUUUACAAUAAACUGAAACUCAAGUGAAGCGAGUGAACCCCAUUAUGCUACUGGACUUUCUAAACAAAAAUUUCAAAACAAGAGACAAGAAGGUGUAUAAUUUAAAAGCUCGGUCCUACACUCCAUAAGCCUUCAAACACAAUUUCAUUCUGUUGACAAAUAACGUGCAAAGGAUAAAUGUGACUUUUCUUUUGUGUAACGCACCAACUUUGAGAGUCAGCGUUGCAGCCUCCUACCUGACAGCUUACUACACGAGCAGAAGGCGCGCGCGCGAACAGCUCAGCGUUUCCUGUCGCGUCACACUCUGCUCUUAGAGACGGUCUCCAUGGCAACCAUCCAAACAGAAGGCGGCUAUACCAAGCAGGUCUAAUCCAAGCGCGGUCUGUCGCGCUGCCUAAACAGAGAAAAUUAAUAAUUAAGCUACACCGAUUUAGAACAGCGAUCGAAUGUAAAUGUAUUUCAGGUCAGGGGUGUACACGGAUGACUCUUCAGGAUCCUCGACGAAUACAAUGGAUGAAAGGCUUGAUGAGAACUCAGAUGAUGAUGAUGAGAGUGGAAUAUGCCAUGCAGACGAAAAAUAUGUUGAAGUACUUUUAAAUAUCAGUCAGGAAGCAAGAAGCCCAUCUCACAAUGUGUUUCACUUAGGUUGGGAAGAUGCGAUUGAAGGAUGGGGAAGGCCAACUAGGUCUGCUAGCGUUGCCACUCAGAAAAAAAAUAUAAAAACAAAGCCAACUGAUUCUGAAUAUCACUGUGUGCUUUGUUUAAAACCAAUGCAAUUUCCAGAAUGUCCUGAUCUGCAGAAAGUAGACUGCACUCAAGGUGAAAAGAAACGAGUGGAGAGUCCGCCAGCUAGGUGCAAUUCAGCUUCUAAGAAAGAAACAUACAGUAUCAAAACAAAUACAAUGCAAGCUUCUCAGCCACCCAGUAAACAAGAUAAAAACCAGCCUGUAGUCUGCAAGGAAAAAUCCGAAGAAGCUGACUGUUGUGUUUUAAAGGAAUCCCAGUAUAUUCGGAAUGAAAGACCUGCGCAGUGUUUAUCUACUAGAGACAAUGUUCCCCAUGAAGGUUUAGCAGCCAACAGUUUAGCUGUCUUACCACCUAUAAAACAAGCUAUCUCAACUGAUGUAAAAAGUCCUACUACUCCUGUAAGAGAAAAUGAGAUAAUCUUUAUAGAUUCUGGAAAUAAGAUGGGAAAUGUGGACUCUGAUAAAACACUCAAAGAAUCUUCAGAGGUUAAAGCUGCAGAAGGCAAUGAUGAAGUUACAACAUUAUCACCCCUGAACCUCAAUAAAUCUCAAAGUACAGAAUUUUCAUCCCAUUCUUUCAUUACAAAUCAUCACAUGCAGUCCAACACUGCAGAGCUGUGGCACUGGCAGUCUCCGCUACUUGAUGCAAAAGAUGCAGUGACUGCUUACAGGAUUCCGACCUCCAAGAAGACAGACAGCUCACAUAAUCCUACCAAGGUGUUACAUCAGCGAGGUGUGCAUGUUUCUGGAAAUAACAUGAAACAGGAGGGGGCGAGGAAGUUGACUUUUCAAAAAAAUAGUCAAAACCAGCAGUUAUUCACAGGAAAUAAAAGUAAGAAUGCCAGUAGAGGAUCAGAUUUACCAACACAACCUACGCUUCCCAUGCUUGCUGGUACCAGGGUUCCAAUACCCACAUCACCUUACAGACUUUUUUAAACUUCUACAGGGGUCACUUGCUUUUCUGUGCCAGAUACACUUAAAAUUUAGAAAAUGGUAGAUAGACUGUUCCUUGUUAAAAACGCGACAGAAAUUGAUAACAAGUAGCUAAAUGCUUGUUACACAUUAAUUGGUCUUCUGUUUGUAAACGUCCUUUUCCUUUAGCUGGCCCUGGUGGUGAACGAAGGCCUAUGUGCAACAAUAUAUUAAUUCUUUUCUUCAGAUAGUCUAUUAGUAAAUCCUACAAUUAACUUUACUAAAGUGUCCUAAAAUCUAUUGAUGGGUUCUGCAGCAGUAAAAAAAAGGUAGAACUAAACCCAGGCAAAUAAAAUGUAAACUUGUAAAUGGCUUUAAUACGUCCAUUUGUAUAUCUGCUACCCAUCCUCCAACUGUUAGCCUAUCCAAUUGUUUGUGCAUUCUAUUCUAUGUUGGGCUAACCUGCUUUAAACUAAUAUUAGGUUGGCUUAAAAUUAAUGAGUUUAAUUUGCCCUUUUAUCACUCAUAUGUUCAUUAAUGAUAACUCCUUAUAUUCCAGAUGAAUUAAAAAAAACUCAGUCUUGAAAGAGAACAUGAUAGGAAUUCAAGUGAAAGAAAUGCAACAAGAUAAACACUAAUUAUUCAGCGCACAUGUAGAAUGUAAUUCGUAAGGACUUUUAACAAUUUCAAUUUUAUUGAUCAGAUACUUGCUGUAUCAGCAAAGGGAAUCCAAUGCAUUGCAUUUAGCUUACUGAAUUCAUUUAUUCGGUUAAUUUUCAUGUGUGUUUGAUCAGUUAAAUGCGUAAACUGAAUCUGUUAUUUGUUUUAUAAAUUGUUUUAUAAUCAUGCUUAUCAAGGAGGGACACAUGUAAAACAAGUAAUCGACUAUUUUAUAUAUGUGGGGUAUUAACAAAUAUACUUUCAUGUAUUAGACAUAAAAUUCUUAUUGUGAAUGUUUUUCAUGAGUGACAAGAUGGUAUAGUCCUCUCAGUACACCAGGAGAAUUGGUUUACAUCCUGGCUGGGCCUCUGUCUGGUCUCCACGAGUCUGCAUUGGUGUUUCUCUGGAUUCUCCAGUUUUCUUUCAAAGAAAUGCAUGUUUGAUUGUUGAGUCUAUACUGGCCUGGUUUGAGUACGUCCUGCAGUGAACUUUUAAGAUCCUGACUUGCAUCCAAUUCCUCUUUAAGCUCCAAUAAUUGGAGUAAAUGGGUUUCAAACAGGAUAGAUGGAUAUUUUAAAUCUUUGAAUAAUUCAUUGUAGCUAUGUUCAUCAGUAUUUUCCUAACUUCAUGUUUGUCAUGUAUACACUGUGCAAGAGAUUCUUACUUGCAUAUCUCCUACAGACUAGCAACAGUGUUUAGAAUGUAAAAGUAAAAAAGAGGACAGGUCAUUCAGACCAGCUGCCCAGAGAUGUGUGGGUCAAAUUAAUCUGAUAUCUCCAAACUGUCUUGAUGUAGAUGCACAUGCAGGUGACACACUUAGACCCAUUCUAGGUUACUUUCUGGUUUGGGCACAAAGUUCUGUCUCCGCAGGGCCCUCUAUAUGGAUAGAGUGAUUUUGGGAAAUGGAGGGCUAUAACGUCUUUAUAAAGCUAACUAGCUGU
Messenger RNA from Erpetoichthys calabaricus (reedfish), 3340 nucleotides. RefSeq lists its product as uncharacterized. NCBI's taxonomy places the organism in Eukaryota, Metazoa, Chordata, Cladistia, Polypteriformes, Polypteridae. The transcript is spliced from 3 exons. Bases 534 to 1763 code for a protein of 409 amino acids. The record is from RefSeq and is a predicted model, not a curated record.